Messenger RNA from Rotaria sp. Silwood1, 510 nucleotides. NCBI's taxonomy places the organism in Eukaryota, Metazoa, Rotifera, Eurotatoria, Philodinida, Philodinidae. The record is from the annotation of a GenBank genome assembly.
CCCACACCCACACCCCCACACCCACACCCACACCCACACCCACCCUGUUCAUUUUGCAAGUGUAAGAAGAGGCAAAGUUAAAUAUACAAUGUGGUCAAAUGAUACGAAUUACUUAUGAUUAUUAGGAUGAUUCAGGUGUUUUUCUUCCGACAACAUUAAAUCAUAUUAAGUAUGCACUUAUGGAAUGGUGAUCAUGGAAUUAUUCAUAUACUUGAUUUAUAUGUUUGUAUAACAAAAGUUAAAGUAAUAGAAAAUACGAUGAAGUAAAAUUUACAAAUUUCUUUUCAAAAAUCUUUAUCUUGAAAACAAAUGAUGCAAAAACAAAGAUUUGGCUUAGCACUUGAAUAUAGAAAUAUUGAUCUAAAUUAUUUGUGGUUUCUUUUAAAUAGUUUCAAUUAUCAAUUUCUUGAAAAAUGAUGAAAAUUGGUUUGAAAAAUUUCUUAUUGUUUUUAUUUUAAUUUUUUUUUUUGUUUAGCUGAAGUACGAAAAGAUGUUAGUAGACAAUUGUAA